AUGAGCCUCAAAGAAAGAUCAUUACAUCGGCCUCUCUAUCUGAAAGACGUCUGCAUACCGGGACGAAACACCAUCCAGAUCACUGUGUCUGCUUGUUGUUGUUCUCACUUGUUCGUAUUACAACUGGUCCAUCGUCCGAGCAUGAAGUCUGUCUUGCAAGGUCUGCUUAGGAAGAGAAUGUUGCCUGCUGAUCACUGCAUCACAAAAAAAGAACAGAGCAGCACAAAUUCAUCGUUGUCACCUCCUCUCCCAACGUCAUCAUCGUCAUCAUCAUCGCUGACUCCGGAGCACAUAAAACUCCACCUUCGCUGUCCAAUCACAUCGCAACAAAUUGUGUUGCCUGCCCGAGGUCACGAUUGCAAACAUAUUCAGUGUUUUGACUUGGAGUCGUACUUGCAGUUCAACUGUGAGAGGAGUUUGUGGAGAUGUCCUGUGUGCAACAAACCAGCUCUGCUGGAAGGCUUGGAGGUGGACCAGUACAUGUGGAGCAUCAUAAACAACCUGCAGGGAUGCAACUACGAUGAAGUUCUCAUCGACCACACUGCCAGCUGGAGGCCUGUCAUGUUGCUUCCUCCUGCUGCUGCUGCUGUUGGUGCUGCUGCAAAGAUAGAAGAAGACAAGCAGUGGACAAAAACGGUGUCUCCCUCAAGUAUGAUCAUGUCGUCCUGGCAACCGCAAGCAGGAAAUAACUACCCCACCUCUCAAGCUGACAGUCACGAAACUCUGAAGACUCCCGACAUCAAAGAUGAAUUCAACACUGAAAUUGGAUUCCACACCUCCUCUCUUAUAGAAGGCUCAUGCGUCCCUGAUGACGGCGACGAUAAUGAUUUAGACCUGCUGCCAGUUGCCCUCACCGACCCAACUGAACUGCUGUCCUACCUCGGCCCCAACCUCGCCGAAGAUGGUCACAGUGGCAGCAACAGCAGCGCUGAUAAUAAUAACAACAUCACUGCUAGCAACGCCAGCAGCGACAUCAAUAGCUUUGUUGAUUUCAUCGAUGGAAACGUCAACAACAACAACAGCAGUGAUAACAACAACAGUAACUGUUUUAAUGACGACUUGCUGAUGUUGUUCUCGUAGCUGAAAUUAUUUUAUCUAAUGCUUUAACUUAUAAUUAUGAUUAUUGUUGUUCAGAACUGCAAAUUACUACGUAUUAAUAUUACAAUUGCUCUUUACAUUAUUUAUUUAUUUGAUUUGAAACUUUUGAAUGUUCUAAUCUGAGCGAUACACGCAUGUAGGACCUCAAUUGUACAUUCCUAUUAACAGACGCACCGAAUAUUAGCCCAAAAUUUACAAUUUGGCUUUGGCCACUUACGUUCAGGUCAACAAUUUUUUUGGAAUUCCAGAAAAAUAACUUAUUAGCGGGAAAAUUAUUUUGGCCAUCAAAGCGUUAAAACAUCUAAUUUUGAACAAGAAAUUGACUAUUGUCUUGUUAAAAGAGUUAGACAAAAAUGAAUAAUUUUCUCAAUAAAAAAAAUAGAUUUUUUACUCAAAAGUUUGGGUAUUUUAGUGUUUAAACAGUGUAUCAACUAUUUGGUCGAAGGCCACAUUCGCUAUUCGGUGUGUCUCUAAUGUAUAUAUGUAAGUUGCACACAUGUUGUAUGUACCACUGGACAGCAUUCCAUGUAGGAUUAGUAGUUGGUUGGUUGCCACCAUAUAUCAAUCUAUACGUCAUUCGUUUGUUGACACGUUCCUAAAUAUUUUUAUUUCUUUCAUUUAUUUAGAAAUCAACGUUCAAAAGUUCGACUGGAGGAUCAUCGUUUAAUAACUUUUGUUUAUUCAUCAAGUAUUACUACGGCAAGCGGUUCGUAAGUUUUUGUGAGCCUACGUGCGUGCGUACGUACGUCUUGCACGUUUCUGCGUUUUUUUUACGGUUAAUAGAGAUGUUAAUAGAUGUUCAUAUUUACCAUUGUAAUAAAUAUUUUGAUUAUUGUAAAUAACCUCUUGAUUGUUAUAUAUAAAUUAUUUAUUUAUUCAUUCAUUUAUUUGUGUUAUAACGUAUUUCAACGAGGGAAUUUAUUUUGAAGACUUCAUAAGAACUGAUGCCAAUGAAAUAGAAUCAAGUUAUUUUGUA
Helobdella robusta is the source of this 2074-nucleotide messenger RNA. RefSeq lists its product as hypothetical. The transcript is spliced from 9 exons. The record is from RefSeq and is a predicted model, not a curated record. Lineage: Eukaryota; Metazoa; Annelida; Clitellata; Rhynchobdellida; Glossiphoniidae. Gene Ontology annotation, molecular function: SUMO ligase activity; zinc ion binding. Gene Ontology annotation, biological process: protein sumoylation; regulation of transcription by RNA polymerase II. The coding region runs from base 1 to 1080 and encodes 359 amino acids.